Scophthalmus maximus (turbot) is the source of this 2561-nucleotide messenger RNA. It is a transcript of the gene pank2, whose product is annotated as pantothenate kinase 2. The transcript is spliced from 7 exons. Gene Ontology annotation, cellular component: cytosol; nucleus. NCBI's taxonomy places the organism in Eukaryota, Metazoa, Chordata, Actinopteri, Pleuronectiformes, Scophthalmidae. The record is from RefSeq and is a predicted model, not a curated record. Gene Ontology annotation, molecular function: ATP binding; pantothenate kinase activity. Gene Ontology annotation, biological process: coenzyme A biosynthetic process. The coding region runs from base 153 to 1466 and encodes 437 amino acids.
CAGCGCGAGGCUACAUAAGACGUACCUCCGUUACUCAGUGGGCUAAUUAGCUAGCUCGUCUCCCCGCGGUCCGACUUCGCCGCGCAAUGGUUUUAAUUUACCGACAAGCUGCUGCAUACAUGUAAACGGUAAUAAGCCAUUAAUCAUUUUAAAUGGCACACAAUGGCCACCAGCGCGGCGGCGACGACGACGACGCCAUCGACGGAGACGACGAAACGCCCACAAAGCAGCCGCGGUCCGACGAUGAGUUGCCAGCUUCUUGUCGCAGGAGCGAGCCCGACGGCGAGGCGGCCGCGGCCGGCGGCAGGGCCCCGUCCGACGGGCGCACCUCCAACUCGACGGCGCGGCGUCGGAGCGACUCGGUGAAGAAAACAAGGCCGCCAUUUCCCUGGUUCGGAAUGGACAUCGGCGGCACCCUGGUGAAGCUGGUCUACUUCGAGCCCAAGGACAUCACGGCGGAGGAGGAGCAGGAGGAGGUGGAGAACCUGAAGAGCAUCCGCCGCUACCUGACGUCCAACACGGCGUACGGCACGACGGGCAUCCGCGACGUGCACCUGGAGCUGCAGGACCUGACGCUGUGCGGCCGGACCGGCACCCUGCACUUCAUCCGCUUCCCCACGCACGACCUGCCCGCCUUCCUGCAGAUGGGCCGCAGCAAGCACUUCUCCAGCUUGCACACCACGCUGUGCGCCACCGGCGGCGGGGCGUACAAGUUUGAGUCCGACUUCCGCACGAUGGCGGACCUGCAGCUUCACAAGCUGGACGAGCUCGACUGUUUGAUUCGCGGCGUGUUGUACAUCGACUCGGUGGUGUCCCGCGGCCCCUCCGAGUGCUACUACUUCGAGAACCCCACGGACCCGGACCGCUGCGUCCAGAGGCCCUACACACUGGAGAACCCCUACCCCCUGCUGCUGGUCAACAUAGGGUCCGGGGUCAGCAUCCUGGCCGUCUACUCGGAGAACAACUACAAACGAGUCACAGGGACCAGCCUCGGCGGUGGGACCUUCCUGGGCCUGUGUUGCCUGCUGACCGGCUGCUCCACUUUCGAGGAAGCCCUGGAAAUGGCUUCCCAGGGGGAGAGCACCCGCGUGGACAAGCUGGUCCGGGACAUUUACGGAGGAGACUAUGAGAGGUUUGGACUGCCAGGCUGGGCUGUAGCCUCAAGUUUUGGCAACAUGAUGUCCAAAGAGAAGAGGGAGUCGGUGUCCAAAGCGGACCUGGCAAGGGCAACGCUGGUCACCAUCACCAACAACAUCGGCUCCAUCACCAGGAUGUGUGCUCUCAAUGAGAACAUUGAGCGAGUGGUGUUUGUUGGGAACUUCCUGAGAGUCAACACCCUCUCUAUGAAGUUACUGGCCUACGCAAUGGACUACUGGUCCAAAGGUCAGCUGAAAGCCCUCUUCCUACAACACGAGGGUUACUUCGGAGCAGUCGGAGCCCUGUUGGAGCUUCUGCAUCCAUCCUAAUCGUCCAAACUACAGUACAAUCCAAAGAAAGAAGCACUUGUCAAUCUGCUGCAAACAUCUUUUAGCACUUUAGCCUUCGGUUUUUCAACGGUGGGAUGUUGCGUCAGACGCCAGCGGUUGAUGGUACAUCUUGGUUUUGGGGCAGACAAACCGUCGUCAUUUGGAGGUCCUGUUACUUUCUCCGAAAUUAUGUUCCAAAUUCUGACAUCUGCUGUAGUAAGUCAGUUGAUGGAAGUCAGGGUUCUUGCCCUGGUCAACGUUGUAUACAGUAAAGUUGACAAAGUUAGGACAUUGUAGAAACGAGCCUUGUUUGGUCUGAAACAUCUCAAGGAAAUUCACCACAGUUGCCUGGACUCAUACUCGUCCUAAUGUAGUCUCUUGUAUUGUGGAGUGAAAUGACCCCUCAGGGGGAAUCAGAACCUGGGCCAUUAUAUUUGCAGGUACGUUUUAAGGGUUCAUGUCGCCCUGCUUAGAUACCAGAUGAAUGGCAUUGUUGUGACUACUGUAAUUGGGGUUAUAUAUAUUGUAUGGAUGCUACAAUGCAAAGACAAUCAAAGUCUUUUGGGGAUGGGACAAAAGGCACUAGUUCUAUGGCUGCAAGUAAUGAUAAUUCUCACCCUUUAUUAAUCUUCAGAAUACUUUAUUGAUGUAUUGUUUCGUCUAAAACAAAUGUCCAAAACUUGAUGCAUUCCUCCAAUUGAGAGUUAAAACCCCUGUGUUUUCUGAACUAGUUCCGUCUGCCCAAUGCUUUGUUCAUACGAGGCACGUGGGAAAGUUGCGUCCAUUCUUACGUCACCUGUUCGUCCAGGCAUCGGUCCAAACUAUGAAGAAUGUUUGACUCACGGAAUAUAUGGCAAUUAAAGUGUUUUUUAUUGGUCAGUUACUAGAGAUAACAUAUCUGCGAGUUGUAUACAGGAAGCUUAUUUUAAAUAAAGUGCCUGUCAUGUUUUUGUAUAGAAUACAAGAAGCUUUGUUCAGCAAUGUGAUCUUAACGCGAGCCACUGAUUUGUCAUUUUCAACGUCUCCCUUUGCUCUUUGUACUAUUUGUCACAGAACGAUUUUAAGUUUCUUAUUAAAGUUUCUUUUAAAUAUGAA